AUGCCCUCGGUUCCACUUCUGGUCCUCGUGGUCUGCUACCGCCUUGCUAUAGUGUCGCUGAGAGGAAAGCGCAAGCCCGGGCUGCUGGGCCGUGGCAAGAUUUUUGCUGGCUGCUUCACACAGUAUUUCUUUGCCAUCUUUGUUGGGUCAACUGAGUUUUAUCUUCUAGCCGUCAUGUCCUAUGAUCGCUAUGUGGCCAUCUGCAAACCCCUGCAUUACAUGACCAUUAUGAACAACAGGAUAUGUACCCAGCUGGUUCUCUGCUCAUGGUUGGCUGGGUUAAUGGUUAUCAUACCACCAAUCACCCUAAUGAGUCAGCAGGACUUCUGUGCAUCUAAUAAACUGAAUCAUUAUUUCUGUGACUUCGAGCCCCUUCGAGAAGUCUCCUGUUCAGAUACAACUUUUGUAGAGAAGAUUGUCUUUCUUGUGGCAUCUGUGACUCUGGUAGUCACUCUCGUGCUAGUGAUUCUCUCCUACACAUUCAUCAUCAGGACUAUUCUGAAGUUGCCCUCUGCCCAGCAAAGAACAAAAGCCUUUUCCACCUGUUCUUCCCACAUGAUUGUCAUCUCCCUCUCCUAUGGAAGCUGCUUUUUCAUUUAUAUUAAGCCCUCAGCAAAAGAAGGGGAUGCAUUCAACAAGGGAGUAGCUCUACUCAUUACCUCAGUUGCCCCUUCAUUGAACCCCUUUAUUUACACACUAAGGAACCAACAGGUAAAACAAGCCUUCAAGGAUACCAUCAAAAAGCUUGUGAAUCUUUAA
Chrysochloris asiatica (Cape golden mole) is the source of this 759-nucleotide messenger RNA. Its product is annotated as olfactory receptor 2AP1-like. The record is from RefSeq and is a predicted model, not a curated record. Gene Ontology annotation, molecular function: G protein-coupled receptor activity; olfactory receptor activity. The coding region runs from base 1 to 759 and encodes 252 amino acids. Gene Ontology annotation, cellular component: membrane. Gene Ontology annotation, biological process: G protein-coupled receptor signaling pathway. The transcript is spliced from 2 exons. Lineage: Eukaryota; Metazoa; Chordata; Mammalia; Afrosoricida; Chrysochloridae.